GCAAUGUUUCAACAGUUCUUUCUGCUUUUUUCUAACAGAGGGUGGCUCCCACUUCGUUAAGACCUCAUCGCUGAGAGGUGAGGCUAAGAUGAGCAUAACCAGUGACGAGGUGAACUUUCUGGUGUAUCGGUACCUCCAGGAGUCAGGCUUUUCCCACUCGGCUUUUACGUUCGGGAUCGAGAGCCACAUCAGCCAGUCCAACAUCAAUGGGACGCUAGUGCCUCCAGCUGCCCUCAUCUCCAUUCUGCAGAAGGGGCUUCAGUAUGUGGAAGCCGAGAUCAGCAUCAAUGAGGACGGCACAGUGUUUGACGGCCGCCCCAUAGAGUCCCUGUCCCUGAUCGAUGCAGUGAUGCCGGACGUGGUGCAGACACGGCAGCAGGCGUUCCGAGAGAAGCUCGCUCAGCAGCAGGCCAGUGCGGCGGCGGCGGCAGCAGCAGCAGCAGCAGCAGCAGCGGCAGCGGCUGCCACGGCGACAGCAGCUGCGACAACCCCCACGGCUGUUUCCCAGCAAAACCCACCAAAGAAUGGAGAGGCCACGGUGAACGGAGAGGAGAAUGGAGCACACACGAUAAGUGAGUGUGGGCCCUGGAGCGAUGGAACACUACUGGCUACAGGUUCAUAUGACGGUUUUGCAAGAAUAUGGACGGAAGAUGGUAACCUGGCCAGCACCUUAGGCCAACAUAAAGGCCCCAUCUUUGCCUUGAAAUGGAACAAAAAGGGGAAUUAUAUUUUGAGUGCUGGUGUAGACAAAACAACAAUAAUUUGGGACGCCCACACAGGAGAAGCCAAACAGCAGUUUCCUUUUCAUUCAGCACCCGCCCUGGACGUGGACUGGCAGAACAACACUACCUUUGCCUCCUGCAGCACUGACAUGUGCAUCCAUGUCUGCCGGCUUGGCUGCGACCGCCCCGUCAAAACCUUCCAAGGACACACAAACGAGGUCAAUGCCAUCAAGUGGGAUCCUUCUGGAAUGUUGCUGGCAUCCUGCUCAGAUGACAUGACGUUGAAGAUCUGGAGUAUGAAGCAAGACACGUGUGUGCACGACCUUCAGGCUCACAGCAAGGAGAUCUACACCAUCAAGUGGAGCCCCACGGGGCCAGCCACCAGCAACCCAAACUCCAGCAUCAUGCUGGCCAGCGCCUCGUUUGAUUCUACGGUCCGGCUGUGGGAUGUGGAGCGAGGCGUCUGCACCCACACGCUGACCAAGCAUCAGGAGCCUGUCUACAGCGUAGCUUUCAGCCCUGAUGGGAAAUACCUGGCCAGCGGCUCCUUUGACAAGUGUGUCCACAUCUGGAAUACUCAGAGUGGAAGUCUCGUCCACAGCUACCGAGGUACCGGCGGCAUCUUUGAGGUGUGCUGGAACGCCCGAGGAGACAAAGUGGGGGCCAGCGCGUCCGACGGCUCUGUGUGUGUUCUGGAUCUGCGGAAGUGACCACAAAAUGUCACGGAAAAAAGAGACAAAGGAUUCUAAAGGACCAGCAGGGAAUGUGUGAGGCUGCGGCACUGUUCAGGCACAGCUCUUGUCAGCUCCAGAAUGGCGCAGACUGACCUGGUUAGUGUGUACUCUGAGACCAGCCUGGCCCUGGCUGCAGGAGGCUGUAUUUUUAUCAUAAUCUUCAUUAAGAAGUUUAUAAAACACAAAAGGCAAACCAGAGCAAAAGCAAACACACGGUCAUAUCAAAGGGGGAAAGAAUGGUCCCCGCCGAGGACAGUCAGCCCAGGGAACGCAAGGCCACCAGGUGGAUGGUACAUGUUUCCAUCCGGAACAGGCUCUGUGAUGACUGAACACAACAGAGUGGAAAACAAUUUUAAAAGCUGUGCCAAAAAAAAAAAAAAAAAAGUAAAGAAAAAGAAAAAUGCUGUGAUAAACCUACCAAAAGGGGAAGAACAAAAAGCCCCACAAACCCCCUCGCUGUGGCAUCACUUUGUUUUGUUUUGUUUCAUUUCCCCUGACGAUUUGGACACUACAGUGGCUCUCGGAAAGGAUCUUCAGCGACCAGUUUGUACCAUGAGAAGUGCAACUUCAUCAUCCGACAAUGCCUUCUCCCCUCUAGGACCUUUGUUCGGUGGUUUAUCUCUUGGCUGGGACUCUGUCAUCCGGGGCCUGCGGUCUGAGAUGGAAACUGCUGUUGGUGUUUGCUCCUUCCCUCCAUCGCCCGCCGCCCCCGCCACCUUUCCUCCUCUGACUGGGGAGGUCUGGCUUUCCCUGCACCCUCCAUAGGCACAGCCACAUGGACACGAUGAGAAGAUCUCCGGUGGACAGCUUUCCCCACCUCCACCGUCCCUGCCCCCCCUUUGCAUCCUCCCCCACUCCCACCCCUGUCUCUCUCUCUCUCUCUCUCUCUCUGUCUCUGUCCUUUGUCAUAGUCACUUCAGAUCUGAGGUCUCAAGGGCACUUUCGGUGCAUAACAAGUGCUUUACGUAAGAAGGCAGGGCCGGGGAACUUUUUACAGGAGAAAAAAAAAUGACUUAUAAGAGAAAGAGCCUGGAGUAUUUUUGGAAAAAAAAAAAAUAUUUUUAUGUUAAAACAAUUUUAAAAUCCUAAAAUGGCCAUCAGACAUAGAGAGCUUUGUGUGAUUCAUAUUUUAAAAAGAAUUUAAGAAGACAUAGGCAGGGUCUGCGGAAACUCUUCCCUCCCCCCUCAGCUUCCUGAAAGGUGGUCAGGAAAACACCCGUGGAGGUCGCCCCUGGGGGUGAUCACACCUGAGGCAGUGGGGGCCUCCAUCAGCCAGCGAGAAGGAUCCCAGCUCUGGGUUGGAGGAAGAGCAGUGUGUGUUUACUGUAGCAGUGAUAACAGGGGCAUGCUUGGACCCUGAGGAAGUGUUUCCAGAACCAGAAGGUACACUGGAGAAGCCCACACCUCAGCUGGAUCCGCCUGUCACCCACACAUUCCCUCAGCAGGGCAGCAAUGGCCACUCCACCAGGAGCAUAUGACAGGCUAUGCCUUUUCCUCAGCACAGUGGCAAUGGCCAGUCCAUCAGGAGCAUGACAGGGCACCAGUGGUCUCUCCACCAGGGGCCCACAACAGGCCAUACCUUUUCCUCAGCAGGGCAGCAAUGACUGCUCCACCAGGAGCUUGAUGGGGUAGCACCGUCCUCUCCACCGGGAGCUUGAUGGAGUAGCACCGUCCUCUCCACCGGGAGCCUGCAACAGGCCACAUCUUUCCUUCAGCAAGCUGCUCCACCAUUAGGGCACACUCAGCAAGUCCUUCCAUGCAGAUCCCACAUAAAGGCCCCUGGCAUAUCCCUUGGUCUAAUGAUGACAAAAGUGAACGUGGAAGGAAGAUAUUUUUUCAGUGCUGAACAUGAAUUACAUAGGUAGAAAGUCACUAGAAAUUUCUGCCGCCUUUAUGAUUCCUUUCUCUCACAAGAGACUAGGAGAAAGAUUCUUUUUUUUUUCUUUUAAAUAAUGAAUCUUUUUACUGUUUUUAAAAAAUUAAACAAAGCUUUGUGUUCCUAGAAGAGCUUCCUUUCAUUGGUUCAGGCGACCUUUGUACUCCCAUUGUCAUGAGCCGACACUGACUUUAUUUUUUUGGAUUAGCAACUGGGGAACAGUCCAAGGACAGGGCCUCCUCUCUCACGGGCUUUCCUGCGGACAGAGGAGGACCUGGAGAAGUUGGCCAGGCCCUUGAGGGCUGCCGAGUCAGGCAGUGGGAAGGGUUCAGUCCGGUGUGUGUUCUAGCAGCAAGACAGGGUAUCAUCAGAGGGUGGCGUCCAUCCACAGAGCUGAAAAACAGCCUUCAGGGAAGGACCAGGACUAGGAAUGUGCUGGGACCAGCCACAAAAGCCAGGUGUGUUAAUCAUUCUCAAUUAAUUCACAGUCUUGCACUUGGUUGUGUGAACUCUUCAAACCCUCAAGACCAAAAGACUGCUCUGUUUCUGAGAUGAGUAUUUUAUUCAGGCUCUGUUCCCUAAAAACUUAGCAAAGAAAGCCAAAGUUAUGUGAUGUCACCAUGCCCAUCUUUGAAGAUUGUCCCCAGGCAAGUUGACAGCUUCCUGCCCUGAGGACUCAUUAGGUUUGGGGGGGGCAGUCUGUGGGGGGCCCAGAUGAAGACCAUCUUUACUGCCCCACUCAUAAAAAUGCACUCAUCUCUACAGAGUGUCAGCCAUCAAAUAUUAACCCAUCGUUGAGCUACAGCUUGCAUUUUACAACCCCAAAUGCCACACAAUGGUGCUGGUCAGAUGUACCGUGAGGAAUUCAUUAGACAAUCUUCACAUGAGUGUCAGUAGCCAGGGUCUCUCCAAAGUGUUGGCUGUAGUUUGGUAUGUGAACUCACUGGAAUCAUCAGGUUGGCCCCUGGGGCUGUGUGACCUUGGACUCAGGCUCCAUCCCUGUGCCCUAGAGGAACCCUCAGGCAAACGGAGACUGUCUGCAUCCCAGCUUCCCACCUGCCACUGGCCGAGAGGGCUGCCCAGCAUGAGGAUGUGGCCAGUGCCCUCCUUCAUCCUUCGGCUGCCAGAAAGUUGGCAGGUUCAUCUUUGUCAUCAAGGGUGGUGGCCUGGUUGGAAUGUUUUCGUUCGUCAUUUACAGCUCUUAAAAAAUAGUGAGGAAAGUGUGUUAGUGACCAAACGUAACCUUGAGAGCAGACAGCACAAGGGUCCCUUCUGUCCCUUCUGAGGUCUUUCUGAGGGUUUGAAGUGGCUAACAGCUGUGUACCACACACCUGGGAAACAGAUGCUGCCCACAGGGGACCAAACAGGCUGGACGCAACAGGGCUCAACCCUCUGACCCCACAGCACUGUAGGACUGGACUCGUUUCGUCUUUUUAAAACUAGAUCAUGGAGCCAAGUGAAGUGCACUUUGUCAAACGUAAGGGUCUGCUUUGUUCCGUGUUAUUUUCCUCUCUUCUAACCUUUGUUUCACUUUUUUUUUUUUAAUUGUGUUUGUUGUCCGAUGCAGAAAUGUUCUUUCCACCACUCACUGAAGUUUUGAAUUCUGGCUUCUGCGGUUUUUAUUGUCUGUGUCAGACGUACAGCCAGACGUGGUUCUCCAUCAGCAUUUUCCAGAUUCUGUUCAAACGACAUCCACCCCCUGUUCCAUUCUCUUCUCCACCCAUGCUCACCCUCACGCUCUUUGGAAAAAAAAAAAAAAUAAGAAUCACCUUGUGUGUCGUAGCUCAUUUGUUUCAAGAGAGAAUCAACAGAUCAUAUUCAGUGUCUUGAAUAAAUUGCUCUAUUUUGAUAUUAGAGAA
Messenger RNA from Otolemur garnettii (small-eared galago), 5191 nucleotides. RefSeq names its product transducin beta like 1 X-linked (gene TBL1X). Gene Ontology annotation, biological process: regulation of transcription by RNA polymerase II. The record is from RefSeq and is a predicted model, not a curated record. The coding region runs from base 89 to 1432 and encodes 447 amino acids. Gene Ontology annotation, molecular function: protein binding; transcription corepressor activity. Lineage: Eukaryota; Metazoa; Chordata; Mammalia; Primates; Galagidae. Gene Ontology annotation, cellular component: histone deacetylase complex. The transcript has 12 exons.